GGUUUUCAUACGUUUUUCUGAUUUCGCUGCCGUCACAUCAUAAACGGCGAGACUGUUAACGGGCCGCGAAUUAUUUUUUGUUUUUGAAAAUUUACUGUUUUUAAUUAGGAAUUAAAUAAACAUAAAAUGAAAAAUUAUAUGUUAAUAUUGUUGUUGGUGCUGCCCACCAUUAUUUGCACAUUUAAUGCACCCAACAAAUUCUCAGCUUUUGCUGAAGAUGCCGUUGAGGAAGACAUUGUUGAAGCUGAUGGUGAAGAUGGUGCUGUUACUGGUGAAGAUGUUGAAACGGACGAAGACUCUGAUGGAACACAAUCAACCUCUCCCUAUGCCGAUACGAUUUUGCUGUUCACCAAGCCCACUUAUACUCCCGGCCAACAAAUGGAUCUACCCGGAGGCAAACCCGUUGAAUUCUUGAUUGGCUUCACCAACAAGGGUCCCAAUGACUUUGUUGUUGAAACUGUAGAGGCUUCUUUCCGUUACCCCAUGGACUUUAACUACUACAUCCAAAACUUCUCUGCUGUUGCCUACAACCGUGAAGUAAAGUCUGGUCUUGAAGCCACCAUUUCUUACUCGUUUAUGCCUUCCGAUCAAUUUGCUGGCCGUCCUUUCGGUUUGAACAUUGCCAUGAACUACCGCGACUCCAACGGUGUCCAAUACAUGGAAUCUGUUUUUAACGAAACUGUUUUGAUUUCCGAAGUUGAUGAAGGUUUAGAUGGUGAAACCUUCUUCCUGUACGUCUUGAUGGCCGGUAUCGUUGUUUUGUUGUUGGUUGUCGGUCAACAAUACUUGUUGGGCUCUUCCGGUAAACGUAAGCGCACCACUACCAAGAAGACCAUCGAAACUGGUACUGCCAACGAUAACUCCAUCGACUACGAAUGGUUGCCUCAAGAAACUUUAAGAGCUUUGCAAAAAUCUUCCCCAAAAUCGAAAACACCUAAAACCUCACCUAAACCCAGCAAACAAAGCAGCCCUAAACAAUCGCAGAGUCCUAAACCCAAGAAGGCUGUUAAACAACAAUAAGAUUUUUCACUUUCACUUCAUUUUUUAAUUUAUCAUUAUUAAUAUAUUUUCAUUUUUGAAAAAUCCAACUUUACCACUAUUGCCCCACACCAACCAACCCUCCAAAUGUUUGAGAUUUUUUUACCGGGGAGAGAGCGUUAUGGGUUUUUCCCUUCACAACCUAUUUACGCCAUCUAGAAAGGACUUUUAUCAGAUUUUUGUAUAAUUUUAAGUAAUUUUUUAUAUUGUCUUCAUUUUGGGAAGACUCCUCCCUGAUUAUAGAAAAUUUGAUAAAAGUCUAUUCAUCAUAACGCUGGUUGUUAUUAUGUCUUAUUUUUUUUCGUGUUAGAAGUGUAAUUUAAACGAGUUUAAAGUCUUGAAUACUAUAUUUCAUAUUGUAAGUCAAAUUGAAUACUUGACAUUCUAUUAAAACAUAAAUUAGUUUACUUUUUUUAUAAUAAAAAAAACUUGUAAAAAUUUAAA
Molecule: messenger RNA, 1482 nt
Organism: Lucilia cuprina (Australian sheep blowfly)
Lineage: Eukaryota; Metazoa; Arthropoda; Insecta; Diptera; Calliphoridae
Product: translocon-associated protein subunit alpha
Exons: 3
Coding region: 127-1020 (297 amino acids)
Cellular component (GO): endoplasmic reticulum; endoplasmic reticulum membrane
Source: RefSeq, a predicted model, not a curated record